Venustampulla echinocandica is the source of this 552-nucleotide messenger RNA. RefSeq lists its product as uncharacterized. The transcript has a single exon. Lineage: Eukaryota; Fungi; Ascomycota; Leotiomycetes; Helotiales; Pleuroascaceae. The coding region runs from base 1 to 552 and encodes 183 amino acids. The record is from RefSeq and is a predicted model, not a curated record.
AUGUCCUCAGCUGCAUCAGAUUCACCCAGGAGCUCCCUCCGCCCUCUCAAACGCCACAUCACCGCCCAUGAUGCUUCGGGCAAAGGAAUUUUCAGCGAUAAAGUGCCCUCCGAGGCCCAUGUCCGUCAAUCGACCGGCGGUGCGAUGGAAUUCUCGCUCAUGUACACGAACAAGCACGAUCCAUUGCGUCUCGCUGACGAUGCAGACGUCGAAGCAUAUGCAUCAUACCUCAAGACGCCUCCUGCACUGACGAUUCCCGGCGGUACAGUUUGCCGCACUGUCGAUUUUGCUCCGGGAUAUACUUCGCCUAUGCAUCGCACAGUCUCUCUUGAUUUUGGCGUGGUCUUGGAAGGAGAGGUCGAGCUGCAGCUUGACUCGGGAGAGACCAGGCUUCUGAAGCGAGGAGAUGUCUCCGUGCAAAGGGGAACCAAUCAUGCAUGGAGGAAUACAAGCAAGGACCAGUGGUGUAGGAUGCUGUAUGUGCUACAAGCUGCUGAGUCGGUGACUCUUGCAGGUACAGCUCUGGACGAAGAUGAGGGUGGGAUUGAUUGA